GCCACAUAAUUAGCUCUGCAGACAAUAUUACUACCCUUCAUAGUACUCACUUCGGUAACUUUGCAGUGCUAAUGGAUCAGAAGACUGUGUGGCCCCUAUCCCAGUACCCUGGGGAGUUCCUGCACCCUGUGGUCUAUGCAUGUACUGCAGUUAUGCUAUUGUGCCUCUUUGCUUCAAUUAUCACCUAUAUUGUGCAUCACAGCACAAUUCGAAUCAGCAGAAAAGGCUGGCACAUGCUUCUCAACUUCUGUUUCCAUACUGCUCUCACUUUUGCUGUUUUUGCUGGUGGAAUAAAUCGUGUAAAGUAUCCAAUUAUCUGUCAAGCGGCUGGUAUAAUACUGCAUUACUCUACAUUGGCAACUAUGCUGUGGAUUGGAGUGACUGCAAGGAACAUUUAUAAGCAAGUUACAAAAAAGCCUCUAACAUCUCAAAACAGUGACCAGCCUUCUUAUCCAAAACAGCCAUUGCUCAGGUUUUAUCUGAUUAGCGGGGGAGUUCCUUUUAUUAUUUGUGGAAUUACAGCAGCAACCAACAUAAACAAUUAUGGGAUAAAAAGCUAUGAUUCCUCAUAUUGUUGGAUGUCUUGGGAGCCAAGUCUUGGCGCAUUUUAUGGUCCAGUUGCAUUCAUAGUCCUGGUCACCUGCAUUUAUUUCCUCUGCACAUAUGUGCAAUUGAGACGUCACCCAGAACGCAAAUAUGAAUUAAAGGAAAGGACAGAAGAUCAGCAAAGGCUGGCAAGUCCAGAGGUUGGCCAUAGUCACAUUACUGACACUGGAUCAGUCUCCCAGGCUACAUGCUCAAUGAAUUCUUCUUCCUUGCUGGAAAAUGAACACUCAUUUAAAGCUCAGCUCCGAGCAGCUGCAUUCACCUUGUUCCUGUUUACCGCGACAUGGACCUUUGGUGCACUUGCGGUUUCUCAAGGACAUUUCUUGGAUAUGAUCUUUAGCUGCUUAUAUGGAGCAUUUUGUGUGACCUUGGGGCUUUUCAUCCUCAUCCAUCACUGUGCAAAGCGAGAUGAUGUGUGGCAUUGCUGGUGGUCCUGUUGCCCAUCUAGGAGAAACACUUACUCAGUGCAAGUUAAUGUCCGGCCAAAAGUUAAUGUCAAUGGGGAAAGUCAGAUUCAUGCUCCAUGUCUUCAGGAAUCACCCUGCCCUGGUAAACCUGCUGUUUUUAAUCAUCCAUCUGCUAGCCACUGCAAACUUACAAACCUCCAGGCUGUUCAAAAUCAUGUCAACUGCCUUUCACCAGUCACACCAUGCUGUGCAAAAAUGCACUGUGAUCAGCUUCUGGAAGAUGAAGCUCAUAUUCACAUUCACAAUGAGGGGACUUUCAGACCCAACAUGCACAUCCACAGAUGUCUGAAAAGCAGAACUAAGCCACGAUACUUCAGCCGACAUCGGUCUGCAGGCGAAAGAGAGUAUGCUUACCAUAUUCCUUCCAGUAUUGAUGGCAGCAUUCACAGCUCCCACACAGACAGUCCACACAGUACACACGACAGUCAGUCUGGCCACAGGCGGCCGUGCUGUGCAAAGAAUGACCCGUAUCCUACCAUUAGCCAGCCUGAAAGUAGCGAUGCAAGUACUGUGAUCUACAGUUGUGCUAAAGUUCCGGAAAGUGAGACAGUGCAUCAUGCAGCUCAUUUUGAGAUGCAUCCACGGACACAGUCCUUGCCAUUUAGCACAGCCAGCCACAAUGGGAUUCUAAAGGGGAACCUGCAUGAAGCCAUGAUCUACAGUUCAGAUAGUACAGGAAAUAUCAAAACUGGCCCUUGGAAGAAUGAAACUACUGUGUAGUUGGAAGUCCUUCUCCUUCUAAAGCUCAAACUAUCUUAGGCUGUGAUCUUAUACAUACUUACCUGGGAGUAAGUCCAGCUGAAUAUAAUAGGGCUUACUACUGCACAGAUAUGCUUAGGAGUGCACUGUUGUUCUUUGUUUUCCUUCUAAACUGAGCAAGAUUCUACAUAUUUGUGUAGCACAU
Molecule: messenger RNA, 1977 nt
Organism: Varanus komodoensis (Komodo dragon)
Lineage: Eukaryota; Metazoa; Chordata; Lepidosauria; Squamata; Varanidae
Gene: ADGRA1
Product: adhesion G protein-coupled receptor A1
Exons: 7
Coding region: 72-1793 (573 amino acids)
Biological process (GO): G protein-coupled receptor signaling pathway; cell surface receptor signaling pathway
Cellular component (GO): plasma membrane; glutamatergic synapse; postsynaptic density
Molecular function (GO): G protein-coupled receptor activity
Source: RefSeq, a predicted model, not a curated record